CUACCUCUGCGCAUACGCAAUAAUUGAGUGGGUUCUUGUGAAGAGCCACCAUAUAUUAUUUGAAGGAUUCCCCAACUCAUUCUUUCUUCUUACUCUCCAGAACGUUUAUUCUUUCUUUACACUUUCUUUCCUUUUCUCUCAUUCCAUCUUCAUUCCUCUCUCUAUCUCAACUUUCCUUGUUUCAUCUCCUUCCUUAUUAGUUCUUCCCCAAAAAAAUGUCCCCUUUCUUUGUUCUUCCCAAAAAGAUGACCAACAUCCUCACCCAAAAUGAGAAAUUAGAAGUCCUUCUACCUUCCGUUCCCACUAGCUGAUGGUCACUCGAUAGGUGACAACAUCCGGUGACUAUGGCGAAACUAUUGAGAGGUCGAGAGCAGCCGAGAUCUGGCGACGAGCAGGAGAGAUUCGAUUAAUAAGGAAGAGAGAUUUGUUGUCGAGGCUGUGAGAUGCGACUACGAUGAUGGAUAAAUAGAGAGGCGGCGAGAUCCGAGACGGAGAAAUCCAACGACGACUAUGGAGCGAUUUGGCGACGCGGUGGUCAGAUUUGGCAUUUCCCUCGCGUCUCUGCUUCCCAAUCGGUUGCCAUUCCUCUCUUCUCCAUAUUUUCUUCCCUGUUUCUCCUUCUCCCUGGUUAUGAUGAGGAGAAAGGAAGGAAAUAAAGGCGACGAAAGCGCUAAGGAGUGACGACGCCUGACACCCGCCUGACAAUGGUGACGGUGACGGCCGUGGGUGCGAGAGGAAGCGACAAAGAUUAGUUGUUUUAUUUUUUAAUUAAUAUUUUUUAUUAAUAAUGUAUUGUGAUUGGAACGACCCGCUCUUUUUCAAAAACCAAACCAUAACUCAAACUGAAAACCGGUUACUCCGGAGCAACCAAACCACUUUUUAAAAUAAACAAACUGAGAAUGUUUAAGAAUUUCAAACAAAAAGCCCCAACACUUGGUCAAUAAAAAUCCCAAAACACUUGACCCACAAAUCUCGAACCUUGAACCUCCAGUUUAUACUCAUAAUCAUGAUACAUAAGACAACUAACUAAAUCUAACUCUAGCUCCUCGCUAAGCUCCCUUCGACCUUGCCAAUGCUAGUGCGGCUUCUCGAAAUCCUCAUUCGUUAACCCUUCCUCAACCUGGUGAGUAAGAAGGGGUCAGACCGUCGUUACUUCCUAAGGUCUUUCUUUAAGUAACCUCCUUACUAAAACACGUUAUUAGCGGGUUUCCUUUCCUUAGAUAUAAGUCGUACUUGCUUUCAUCCUUAACAAAUUAUUUCAACAUUAACUCAUAGAAGUUCUCAAAUUCUAUCCUUCACACUUUAUUCCGACAUAACUCAUAGAAGUUUUCAACUUCUAUCCUUAAUUCAAACCCAAAACACUAGGACCACCGCGUUGCGUCUCGCCGUCCGGUGUUCUACCCUAGUAUGCCAACCGCAUUACGUCUCGCCGUCCAGUUGCAUACCCAAACUCGUCAAUGGCACUGCGUUACUUCUCGCCGUCUGAUCCAUGCUCGGUCAACUACUGCGUUGCGUCUCGCCGUUCAGUAGUGACCCCAACAUACUCGAUCAACUGUUGCGUUACGUCUCGCCGUCCAGCAGUGAUCCGACCAUCUACUGCGUCCAGUAGUGGCCCACCCACCGGGGGUUCCAUUACCAUUAACUAUAUACAACACACACAUACAUAGCACAAUGCGUGCAUCCACCUUAAGUUGGCGGUGGGAUGCCUCACACACAAAUCGCGCAUAAUUCAAAAAUUAACUAAUUAUUAACUUGAACGAAAAGCAUAAACUACAAUGCCUACGACAGAGAUUUUAUCCCCUUUACACUACCUUCCGUAAUUAAUUGAUGAACCUCUAUAAAAAAUUAAGGUGGAU
This is a messenger RNA of Linum trigynum, 1856 nucleotides long. Lineage: Eukaryota; Viridiplantae; Streptophyta; Magnoliopsida; Malpighiales; Linaceae. The record is from the annotation of a GenBank genome assembly.